This is a messenger RNA of Plasmodium knowlesi strain H, 1101 nucleotides long. RefSeq names its product conserved Plasmodium protein, unknown function. Bases 1 to 1101 code for a protein of 366 amino acids. Lineage: Eukaryota; Apicomplexa; Aconoidasida; Haemosporida; Plasmodiidae. The transcript has a single exon. The record is from RefSeq and is a predicted model, not a curated record.
AUGAAAGAAGAAAGGGAGUUGUACAAAGCUACCAAAGCGAUAAGUACACAGAACAAUGCUCAGAGAAAAAUAAACGCACAGAAUCAGUUGUCGUCCAGUAGCUUCGUAAACAGAAUGAAAAACAUCAAUAAGGCUUUCCCUCAUAUUAGAAGCAAGGAAGACAAAAAUUACAUGAAGGAGAAUUUUAUGAAAAUACAAGAGAAGGUGUCUCUACAAAAGAAGAUCCUGGAACUGAAGGAAGAAGAAAAAAAUAAGAAACCAUUUAAAAUGAAGAAGUUUGAAAAUGUGGUUUCUAAGGUGGCUAGAAAUUUGCAAAAAACUGGGGAGGGCUCCCUUGGCGUAAGUAAGGCAACGCAGCCUAAACGGGUCAUCACGGAGGAAUGUGCCCCUGGGCAGGUGGAAGAGGAAGAACAGGGGGAGUAUGACAACGGGGAGGAAGCAUAUGGAGAAGGUGAGGGGGAAGAAGUAGUAGAUUAUGAUGAUGAAGAAGUGGAGUACGUAGAGGAGGAGGUAGAUUAUGAUGAUGAAGUUGAGUACGUGGAGGAGGAGGUAGAAUACGAAGAGGAGGAGGUAGAAUACGAAGAGGAGGAAGUAGAAUACGAAGAGGAGGAAGUAGAGUAUGCGAAGGAAGUGGAGUAUGAGGACGACGAAACAGGAUAUGAAGAGGUGUCUCGUAAAUGCCAAAUUGAAAAGCGCCAAGAUACAGCCGCAGAAGCCGACUCUGUAAGCGCACCCGCUAAGCGUGAAAGCAGCAUCAUAGAAAAACUCUCAAAACGGGGUAGCGAACUGCCAAGUACAGAGAAGGGGAACAGGAAGAACCUCCAUAAGAACUUUGGAAAGUUACCCACCUACAUCUUAAAGAAAAAAAAGGACAUCGUAGACGACUCCACAGAUGUGCCCGAUGGCUACAGGCUCCUGAAAAACGACGAGAGAAGCUGCGUCCUGAAGGAGCUGCACUCACAAUUAACGGAGACAACAGAGGAAUAUAAGAUAAACAAAGACAAGACCAGAAAAAUAGAACUGGGGAAAAGACUCAAAGAAAUAAAGGAAUCCAUAGAGCUGUUAAGCAAACCACACGUUCUGGUGAACGAAAAUUUUUAG